AUGCUCGACUCGAACAAUAUCCAAGACGGUCAUGCUUCAGUGCCCUUGACCACCGACGGCCGAGUGUUGCCGGAAAGGGUGUGGCUGGUGAACGCCAAAAAACAUAAUCCCAUUCGAAGGAAAGACAUUGUAGAAGAAUGUGAAUCCGCCGGAUAUGAUCACAUUUUUGCGUUGAUGCUGAUGGAAAAAUUCCAUUUCCCCGCCUCGACAACCCAACCACAAAAUGCAAUAUCAGACGGGCCCGAUCAUUCGUUGGAGUUGGAGUUGGCGUCUGCUCGGCGAGCCGCAUUCGAGUCCGGCACCGGCUGCGUCAACGCAACUGUCAGGCCCAUUGCUCUCACCGUCCCUCUUCAACUUUGCCAACCUGGCCGGACUCACAACAGUGGUAUCCGGCUCUUCCCGACCCCUCUUCGGAGUCCGUUUCUAGAUUGGUCUCCGGGGCGAGCAUUCAACUCUUCUGCCAAAUCUACCGGCGGCCUAGACACAGCGCGAGCUCUUAAUCGCCACUUGCCGAUGGCCUCGCGACCCAAUUCACACAAACACUCGACAGCAACGAACCCUGUUCCGGGGAGACGACACAGCACCGGCCGGCCGACGAGCUGGUUCGCAUCAGCCGCGACGUCGCGCAAGUGUUACGACAGAAAACCAGUUGCCACGGCAACCAAGUGCUCAUGUCGCGGGGGUGGUGUGGAGAAGGCAGACCGCUGGUCGGGGCAGGUUCGAAGGGCGGCUAGUCCAGACGUCGUCAAGGCAGUCGCGUCUCUUGGCUCGACCGGAAGUGUGCGCAACGGACCGUGA
Molecule: messenger RNA, 798 nt
Organism: Protopolystoma xenopodis
Lineage: Eukaryota; Metazoa; Platyhelminthes; Monogenea; Polystomatidea; Polystomatidae
Source: the annotation of a GenBank genome assembly